AUGUGUCUGGUAAAGAUGGCGGUCAGCAUCCGAGGCCGUCCUAUCCGAAGUAUACGGAUGCGAGGUCGGAAUGACAGUGGGGAGGAAAAUGUACCGCUCGAUCUCACAAGAGAGCCCUCUGAGAACAUGCGAGAGAUCCUGCAGAAUGUGGCCAAACAACAAGGAGUCUCCAACAUGCGCAAACUCGGCCAUCUUAACAACUUUAUCAAGCUGCUCUGCAAUGUCGGGCACUCUGAGGAAAAGUUCGGCUUUACCUAUGAAGAAAUUAUCAUUUGCCUCAGGUUGGCUCUCCUCAAUGAGGCUAAGGAGGUUCGGGCGGCUGGCUUACGUUCUCUUCGCUACCUCAUCAGGGACAGUAAUAUCCUUCAGAAGGUGCUGCGUCUCCAGGUGGAUUACCUGAUUUCCAGGUGCAUUGACAUCCAGCAGAGUAAUGAGGUGGAGCGCACUCAGGCUCUCAGACUGGUGAGAAAGAUGAUCAUUGUGAACGCCCUGCUCUUCCCAAGCUCAGUCGCAAACUCCCUCAUUGCAGUGGGCAACGAUGGACCACAGGAGCGGGACCGUAUGGUUCGUGCCUGCAUCGCCAUUAUCUGUGAACUUGCACUGGAGAACCCUGAGAUUGUGGCGAAGCGUGGUGGACUCAGCACCAUCCUGAAGAAUGUAAUCGACUGUCAGCUCAGUCGUAUCAACGAGGCUCUGAUGACCACCAUCCUGCACCUCCUCAACCACCCACAUACUCGGCAAUACGUUCGGUCUGAUGUGGAGUUAGAGCAAAUCCUGGCACCUUACACAGACUUCCACUACAGACACAAUCCAGACACAGCAGAGGGUCAGCUCAAAGAGGACAGGGAGGCUCGAUUUCUGGCCAGUAAGAUGUCAAUUGUUGCAUCCCUUCGCUCUUGGUCAGGCAUCAUUAAUCUCUGCAAGUCAGGCAACUCUGGAAUCCAGUCCCUCAUUGGUCUGCUGUGUAUACCAAAUAUGGAAGUGAGGCGAGGACUGCUGGAGGUGAUGUAUGAAAUAUUCAGGCUCCCUGUUCCUGUGGUGACACAAGAUUUUAUUGAAGCUCUUCUCAGUGUGGACCCUAGUAGGUUUCAGGACAGCUGGAGACUGUCAGAUGGCUUUGUAGCGUCAGAAGCAAAAAUAAUACUUCCACAUAGGGCACGGUCCAGACCUGAUUUGAUGGAUAACUAUCUUGCUUUGCUGCUUUCUGCCUUCAUCCAUAGUGGUCUUUUAGAGGGCCUGGUUGAAGUGAUCACUAGCAGUGAAGAUAGUGUUUCAGUUCGUGCAACUAUCCUCUUAGGAGAACUCCUGCAUAUGGCCAACACCAUUCUCCCUCACUCCCAUAGUCACCACCUGCACUGCCUGCCCACUCUAAUGAACAUGGCUGCUUCUUUUGACAUUCCUCAGGGGAAAAGACUACGGGCGAGUGCUGCGGUCAAUUACUUGAAGAGAUUUCAUGAGAAGAAGAAGCGAGGCCCUAAACCCAAUAGUCUUUACUUGGACCACAUUGUCCGCAAAUCUCUGGCUGCUCAUUAUUGUCGGGAUCAACACCUCAGGCCUCAGAGAGACAUUUUUGUCAUUAAGGACACUGAGGAGGCCCUCAUGAUGAACCUCAGAGACAGUCAGAUUCUCAAUCAUAAACAGAAUUUGGAGUGGAACUGGGUCCUGAUCAGCACCAUACUCAAGUGGCCAAAUGUCAACCUUCGGAACAACAAAGAGGAACAGAUGCACAAAUUUGUGCGAAGGCUGCUCUUCUUCUACAAGCCUAGCAGCAAGCUGUACGCCAGUCUGGAGCUGGACUACAGCAAGGCCAGACAGUUAACAGUAGUGGGCUGUCAGUUCAUCGAGUUCCUGCUGGAGUCAGAUGAGGAUGGCCAGGGUUAUCUGGAAGACCUAGUGAAGGACAUAGUACAGUGGUUGUCCUCUUCCUCUGGGCUGAAACCAGACCGUAGUCUUCAGAGCAAUGGCCUCCUCACGACCCUCAGCCAGCACUACUUCCUCUUCCUUGGCACUCUCUCAGCUCAUCCACAGGGCGUUAAGAUGCUUGAGAAGUGCGGUGUCUUCCAAUGCCUCCUGAACGUGUGCUCACUUAAGAACCAGGACCAUCUUCUGAAGCUGGUGGUCUCCACACUGGACUACAGCCGGGAUGGUUUAGCUCGGGUCAUCCUCUCAAAGAUCCUUACCGCUGCCACUGACAACUGCAGGUUGUACGCCACCAAGCAUCUGCGGGUGUUGUUACGAGCUAAUGUGGAGUUUUUCAGCAACUGGGGCAUUGAACUGUUGGUGACUCAGUUACACGACCGCAGCAAGGCCGUCUCGGUGGAGGCUUUGGACAUACUGGAUGAGGCCUGUGAGGACAAGGCAAAUCUGCAUGCUCUGAUUCACAUGAAGCCAGCACUAACUCACCUGGGAGACAAAGGUGUGCUGUUGCUGUUAAGGUUUUUAUCCAUUCCCAAGGGGUUCUCCUAUCUAAAUGAGAGAGGAUAUGUCACUAAACAACUGGAGAAGUGGCAGAAGGAAUACAACCUUAAGUAUGUGGACCUCAUAGAGGAACAGUUAAAUGAAGCACUUACUACUUAUCGUAAACCAGUGGAUGGGGAUAACUAUGUGCGACGGAGCAACCAAAGGUUACAGAGACCAAAUGUUUUUCUUCCUGUGCAUUUGUAUGGACAACUGGUACAUGAUAAGACAGGCUGUCAUUUGUUGGAAGCUCAGAAUGUAGUUUCAGACCUGAGUUACACAGUGCGCUGCCCAUUGCUGGACAAAUGGGAGGGCAUCAAACAGCUUAAAGCUGCUCUUUGGGCCCUGGGAAACAUUGGCACGUCUAACUGGGGACUGAACCUCCUACAGGAAGAGAAUGUAAUUCCAGAUAUUGUCGCUCUUGCCCAUGACUGUGAAGUUCUGUCUAUUAGGGGGACGUGUUUGUAUAUUCUGGGACUCAUUACUAAAACCAAGCAGGGUUGUGAGGUGCUCAAGCUUCAUGGCUGGGAUGCAGUCAGGCACAAUCGCAGACAGCUUUGGCCUGUGGUCCCUGAUGAGGUGGAGCAGCACCAUAACCUACAGCAGCAGCAGCAACAGCAGCAGCAGCAACCCCUCAUUCACCUAUCGUCAGCUCCCAGCACCCUCAGCUUAAACUCAGAAUCCACCAGCUCUAGACACAACAGCGAGAGUGACUCCAUUCAGCCAAGCAUGUACAUCCUGGAUGAUGAGAAGUUGGAAAGUUCUGAACUUUCCGAAGACCAGCCACUGUACUUUCGACCUAAACUCCUAAAGGACCGCAGUCCCUUCACCAUAUUGGCCUCCAGCCGACUUGUCCGGAACCGCUUCCUGAUCUCCCUCUCCGGAAAGAAACUCCGCAGUACCAGUGACCCCAAAGGCACUGGCAGUAGCAGUAAACUUCAAGGCGAGCCCACUCUGGGAGGCCUCCGGAGGGUACGCACAGUCACAGAGCCCUCUAUCUUCUCUUCUUGUCAGGGAGAUGUCUUCAGUCCUGUGUUUACAGAUGGACAUCUGCCAAAAAGCCCCAGCGUUAGUUUGGAAACCUCUUUUGUAGGCACUAAGACUAUGGACACUCAGGACAGUACGUCUAGUAUUGGAGAGCAGGAGGUACGUCUGAACAGAGCUGCAGAACGAAGCUCAGGGGUUGGAGAUGCCCACCGUGAACAAACCAGUCGAGAAAGGCUUGCCGGUGAUGGCUCAACCUCUGGCAGCGGGGCUCAGUUUAAAAGCCGCAGCCAGAGUUUCAACACAGACACGACCACCAGUGGCAUCAGCUCCAUGAGUUCCAGUCCGUCCAGAGAGACUGUAGGUUGUGUGGACUCUUCCACCAUCGACACAGAUUGUGUUAGCCUCAAUACUGUCAUUAGCACUCAAACUGUCAAAACACUUCACUCUCUCACACCCCAGUCCAACCACUUGACUCUGUCCAAAUCAAACUCAGUUCUGCUGAUGCCACCAGGUUCCUCUCAUACUCUGCCCCGCAGAGCACAGUCCCUUAAAUCACCUUCAGUCACAACCAUCUCGAGCCUGACAGACUGUAGCUUCAUGUACACCAGUCCUCGGGAUGCACUGGGCUAUGCUACCCUAAAAAGACUGCAGCAGCAACGUAUCCACCCCUCCCUUUCUCAUAGUGAAGCGCUCGCUUCGCCUGCCAAAGAUGUUCUCUUCACGGAUGCCAUCACCAUGAAAACUGGCAGCCUGGACUCCAGACUCACACCGCGCAGGUUUCUCAAGGCUCUGAGUUUUGUAUCCCUGGAUAAAGAGGAUCUUCUGAGCCCUAUCAGUCAGACGUCUCUACAGCGCUCCUCCUCAGUGCGCUCUAUGGUAUCCAGUGUCACUUACGGCAGCUCUGAUGAUUACAUUGGCCUUGCUCUGCCAAUGGACAUCAACAGCAUGUUCCAGAUUAAGGACACACCAUACUUCCAAAAGAGGAAAAGUCCACCAUCAGAGGACCGGGCUGCAAAGUUCUUCACGGGAGAGGCAGAUGGAUCAAGCGAAGUGUCCAGACACUCUGUUCUGCGCUCUCAGCUUAGUAUCACAGAGCUGAUUGCAGUGAGCCGUAUGGAGAAGCAUCAGAUGUUGGGUGCAGAGGAGACCGGCCUGCAGGAGCACACUGAGGAGAACUGUCUUUACUGUGCAGGGCUCUACGUGCUUGGCUGCAACUCAAACUCUGCCACGCAAAGCCGCACAGACUAUCCUGAUGCUACUUUUUCUGAAUGGUGCAAUCAGUCCAUACACAACCUGGAAGUGAUGCCUCAGUCUAAGUACUCUGGAGUGUCAGGCUGCAGCGACGCCGUCUCUCAGAGCUCUGGUGGCAGCACUCGCAGCACGGAGCUUGUCCUUGGGGUGAAAAACAUUCCAGAAGAUGCUCCGGCCUGUCGGGUUCUUCUGAGGAAGGAGGUGCUUCGGCUGGUCAUCAACCUGAGCUCCUCAGUGGGCACUAAAGGGAACGAAACCGGACUCCUCACCAUUAAGGAAAAGUUUCCCUAUGCGUUUGAUGAUAUCUGCCUCUAUUCUGAAGUUUCAUACUUGCUGGCUCAUUGCAUGUUCAGACUGGCUUCAAGACGCUUCAUUCAGGAACUCUUCCAAGAUGUUCAGUUCAUUCCGAUGUACGAGGAAGCCGAAAGCAUUCUAUCGAUGCCCAAGAAGUCUCCCACAGUAGAUCUUCCAUCAGACCCAUGAUCCUCAAGACGUUAUUAAGACUCUUCGCCAAUCCAUUUCCUCGGCCUGACCAUGCACUUAAAAUGAAAACGCAAUAAGAGACUAGGGCUAUGGGACAGACAUGUGUCGACUGAAAGAGAGCGAGAGAGAUGCCGUUUCCACUGAAAGAAAGAGCCGGUACGUUAAGAGAACAAACUUUGAACAAAUGAAGAUGCUCCACAGUGGAUCUUGUAACCAAAUAACGCUUGUGACUGACAGUUAUGAACUAUAUAGCAUCGAACGGAAAGCGGAGAACGCAAUAUUUCAACUGCGAGUCAGUGAAAAUUGUAUUUCAAAAACCAGAAAAAGACUCUCUAGGAAGUUUAUUUAUCUUCCCUCAAUUCCGUUCAGUCCUUCUUUAAAGGAUCUAUGCGCCCGAUUGCACGUUAAAAACAAAAUGAAAACGAUUUCUUUUUGCUUCGAGUGGAUCCUUGAACACUACAACAUUCCCGCUGUUUACUUUGGAUUUUUGUUUGCUACUAAUUCUGGUUGUUUUAAGAUUAUGAAGAAGUGGCUUUCGCAAGCAGGCCGAGCAAACGUCCUGGGGGUGAUUCGCUAUAUAAGACAAUCAUCAUCAAUAACUAAUAAUAACGAGCAACUGCCAGUUUUUCAUUUCACUUUUGUACCCGACUCAUAAAAGCUUUUUUUUCUUCCUCUAAUCAUUAAAACGCAUACUAAUCUAAGCUGAGCACAUCCCCUAGAAACUGUGUGUACGUGUGCUUUAUGGUAUUGUUACACAAUCAUAAGGUAAUGACUCUAUCGUGUUAUUGUGUAACUUCGUUAACUGACCUCUAAAACGAGCGAUCCAAGAGAAAAAAAACUGACAUUUGAAAUCUGCAAGCUAUUUAUUUAUUUAUUUACCUAUUUAUUCUUUUAUUGUCCCUUCCGCGUUAUUUUAGCCAGGGUUAAACUGUCUAUUAUUAGGUUUGUCAGUCAGUGUACCUCAAAAGAGGAAGGUAAAGCGCAUUUCACUACUGCAUUACAUUUUUUUUUUGCAGUUUUACUCUUCUCCAUUUCAAGUAUUGAAGAUUAUAACCAAUACACAGAAGUACAUGUUGAAAUAUUACUUCCAGAAAGUUACCUCUAUCUAGCAUUAAUUGAAGCAUUAAUAAACUAAAAAGAUACCCUGACAUGUUUUACAAUAUUUACUAUGGAACCUACUUUUGUACUUUGGAUGGAUAUCAAUGCUUUUUAACCUAAAUGUGGUUAUGAGUUUUUAAACAGGUACAAAUUUUGAUCAAAAAGUGACAAGAAUUACUCCAAUUUACUCACAAACUGCUGUGAUUCAUCAAUAUUUAUGGCAGAGAGUGUUUUUAAUGAAUGUAGUUUAGCACUGCAUUAAAAACAUGAACAAAUAUAGUUAAGAUCCCCAUUAAGUACAAGUCUGAUGUUCAUAUUUCAAUUAUUUCUAUGCAACGUGCCUGUUAAUUCCGCACAAAUGAUGUAUUAUUGAAGAUACGAUGAUCAAUUCAUUCUCUUGGCUGGACCAUUUAUGUUAUUUAGGCAGCUUUAAUCUAUUUUGCCUUAUUUGUGUUCAUUUGAAUCCUAUUAGGUUAAUGAAUUUGCCCUUUUUCUUGUUUUAUUUAUUUUAGAAACUAAUAAAUCUGCCUUUGCCUGUCUUGGCUUUUGAAUUAAGCACCAGGGUUCAACAACCUUUUUUUUUUUUAAUGUAUUGUGAAACAAAUGAAUCUGAUGAGGCCAGCAAUAAUAAUCAUGAUAGUAGUUGCUACAGUAUUUCCUUUAAAGCUUCUGAGAAAGAUUUAAGUGGGUGUGGAUUCUGAUCCCUAUCUGCAGUGUAUAAUGGAUAGAAAUGAAAGAAGUGCGAGUGCUGUAUGGAGUGGUACAUAUGGAGACGAUGCUGUUUAAACUGGCUGGACAUUGAACAGUAAUUAAGCCACUUACGUAUUUUGAACAACAAAUAAAUCCUUGAUAAUUUCAGAAUUGUUCCUAUUAUUGUCAGGAUAUACGAUGAAAAAUAUUCCAGGAUUUCUCUUUUGUGGGUCACUUUCCACAGUGUUUGAUCAUUUUUUGAAUUGGUAAUAAUUAGUAAAGAGUUGUAAGUAUUUUCAAAAGUUUUUUUUUCUCCAUCCUCAUCAUGCAUAUGUUUUAAAUGUACAUUUGUUCAUUGUUCAACUAAAGCUAAUCGCACCUUUCAGUAAUUUUUCUUUUCUUUUAAGUGCACUCAUGUUUUUGCAGAGCACUGUAUGAAAUCUAAGGCACCGUUUAAUAAUGAAAUUGCAGAGACUGAUGCAAGAAGUGUUAUUUAUAUUUUUCCUGAAGGAAAAAAAAUUGUCUAAAGCUGUUGUACAUACUUAUAAUGUUUCCUUAAUUAUGAGCUUUCUUGUAUAAUAUAAUGUGUUUUGGGGGGCAUUGAGAAUCUGAUGAAAGGGAUGCAUCCGUGACAAAGAAUAAACCUUUUCCUUGA
Danio aesculapii is the source of this 7621-nucleotide messenger RNA. It is a transcript of the gene rictorb, whose product is annotated as RPTOR independent companion of MTOR, complex 2b. The transcript has 38 exons. Gene Ontology annotation, cellular component: TORC2 complex. The record is from RefSeq and is a predicted model, not a curated record. Lineage: Eukaryota; Metazoa; Chordata; Actinopteri; Cypriniformes; Danionidae. The coding region runs from base 1 to 5178 and encodes 1725 amino acids. Gene Ontology annotation, biological process: TORC2 signaling; positive regulation of phosphatidylinositol 3-kinase/protein kinase B signal transduction. Gene Ontology annotation, molecular function: protein serine/threonine kinase activator activity.